CAUCAAGGGGACACCGGUAGCUAGCGUCAUCCCGAAUCAGAAAUACCCUUUCUUUCAAUAUACAUGUUGGUCUGUGCCAGAUUUGUUUAUCUGUUCCAUCAAUAUGGUAAGACUCCCUCCCUAAUUCUUAUUUUUCCAACGGUUGAGUUACGUUUGGGCAUAGAAUUUAGCGUUCUGUCCAGUAGCUAUCAAGACAAGCUCCCUCACGCUACAGAAACAGGUGAAAUAUUGGCCUACCAUCGGCCAUUCUGGCUCAUACAUUACUUUAUUUACUGUGUGUCUCGAAAACACAGCUGCUGUCAAACCAGUGUUCAGUAAGCUCUGAGCCUGAUGCAUCUGUCCUCUUAAGGAAUAAAUUAUUAUUAGAAUCAACACAGUUUCAAAUCUUGCAAAUGAAUGUUAGAGAGGAUGAUGACACAGAGACAGAUAGGCCUGCAGGCAAUUCCAGAACCCUCACCUUGGCGGUGUGCUCCGCUGCCAUCGGUGGCACCUUCCAGUACGGCUACAACCUCUCCAUCAUCAACGCCCCCACCAACCACAUCCAGAGGUUCAUCAAUGAGACACACUGGGAGCACUGGGGAACCGGCCUAGACACCUCCCAGGUGACCCUGCUGUGGACCGUGAUCGUGUCUGCCUUUUCCCUGGGUGGCCUGACCGGGGCUCUUCUGGCAGGACCCAUGGCUGUCCGCUGUGGCAGGAAGAACUCACUACUUCUCAAUAACUCUUUCUUGUUCCUCGGUGCAGUCCUCGCCCUUACCAGCAGGGCGGCGAGGUCAGUUGAGAUGAUUAUUUUUGCCCGCCUGCUAGUGGGGGUCAACGCUGGAGUGAGCAUGAACGUCCAGCCCAUGUAUUUCGUAGAGAGCGCCCCCAAACACCUGCGUGGCGCUGUGGCCUUCUCCUCGGCCGUGUUCACAGCAUUUGGGAUCUUCCUGGGCCAGGUGGUGGGUCUAACGGAGCUGUUGGGUACCGAGCCCCUCUGGCCCUACCUCCUGGCCAGCAAUGCCCUCCCAGGCCUCCUCCAGCUACUCACCCUGCCCUGGUUCCCUGAGAGCCCCCGCUACCUGCUCAUGGACCGGGGGAACAAGGAGGCGUGCGCCCGGGCUCUGGGUAGGUUCCGCGGCGGGGCUGACUUCAGCCUGGAGAUGGAGGAGAUGCUGAAGGAGCAGGCUGACGCCGGUGGGGCCAUGGCCAAGAGUCAGACUCCCUGGGACCUGUUCUCCAACCGCUCCCUCCACCCCCAGCUACGCACUGUGAUGGCUGCUAGCAGUGCCAUGAUGCUGUGUGGUAAUGACUCCAUCUACUUCUAUGCCUCGUACAUCUUCCUAGCAGCAGGGAUCCCUGUGGAGAAGGUCCAGUAUGUUUCUAUCGGCACUGGGGCCUGCGAGUUCACUGCUGCCGUCGUGUGUAACCUGCUGGUUGAGCGUGUGGGCCGCAGGAUGCUCCUCAGUGGCGGAUACGCCCUAAUGGCGGUCUGGGCGCUGGUCUUCACCCUGGCCCUGACCCUCCAGGGCUACUCUGUCCCAGGGAUGCCCUAUCUCAGCAUGGCCUGUGUGUUCUGCUAUAUCCUCAGCUUCGGUAUGGGCCCUGCCGGGGUUACGGGAAUCUUGCCUGCUGAGAUCUUUGACCAGACGGCUCGGCCUGCGGCCUACAUGGUGGCUGGGUCCCUCAUGUGGAUCAACCUCUUGAUAGUAGGCAUGGCUUUUCCAUUCAUAGUGAGUUACCUCAAUGCGCUCUGCUUCAUCCCGUUCUGUUGCAUCUGUGUGGCGACCUCUUUGUUUGUGGGCCUCACUCUGCCCGAGACCAAGGGCAGGACACUGGCUGAGAUCACAGCAGAGUUUGAUAGGAGGAGUCUUUUGAAGAAGGGCCCAGAGAAGCAGGGGCCCGAGCCCAUGAAGGAGCAAUAUCAGCUGGGUAAAGCUCUCUCUCUCACCACCAUAGACCCAGAGCCCCUCUCUCAUCUCCUAGACCCAGAGCCUCUCUCACAGCCCUAGACCCAGAGCCUCUCUCUCUCACAGCCCUAGACCAGAGCCUCUCUCUCUCACAGCCCUAGACCCAGAGCCUCUCUCUCUCACAGCCCUAGAACCAGAGCUCUCUCUCUCACAGCCCUAGACCCAGAGCCUCUCUCUCUCACAGCCCUAGACCCAGAGCCUCUCUCUCUUACAGCCCUAGACCCAGAGCCCCUCUCUCUCACAGCCCUAGACCCAGGGCCCCUCUCUCUCACGGCCCUAGACCCAGAGCCUCUCUCUCUCACCACCCUAGACCCAGAGCCUCUCUCUCUCACUGCCCUAGACCCAGAGCCUCUCUCUCUCACUGCCCUAGACCCAGAGCCUCUCUCUCUCACUGCCCUAGACCCAGAGCCUCUCUCUCACUGCCCUAGACCCAGAGCCUCUCUCUCUCACCACCGUAGACCCAGAGCCCCUCUCUCACUGCCCUAGACCCAGAGCCCCUCUCUCACUGCCCUAGACCCAGAGCCCCUCUCUCACUGCCCUAGACCCAGAGCCCCUCUCUCACUGCCCUAGACCCAGAGCCCCUCUCUCACCACCUAGACCCAGAGCCUCUCUCUCACCGCCUAGACCCAGAGCCUGGGGGAACAGUCUGGGGGUCUGAGGGUGGGGUAUUAUAUGAAUUAUAUUUAAUUAUGGUGUAUGAAUGUGGUGCCUUGGUCCCUAAACCAAAUAGCCUAUACCUCUUUAUGAACUCACUGUAAUCAAGACUGCUGUUAUAAUGACAAAUUAAGGCUGUCCCCGACUAAAAAUAAAAUCUUGGUCGACCGAGAGUCUUCCUGUUCUUUCGACCAAUCAAAAUGUUUAAACUUAUUGCACUGUCCGUGCUGAAACUGCAACAUCAUUUCAGCCAUUUAGUUUCUUACUUGUUUCUGACUGAAAAGUUAUGUUAUCAAAAUCCCUCAUUUGUUUCCAAAAAAUAUUCCCUAUUCCCUCAACCCUUGCUUUCUUUACAUGUAAGCAUCGCAUGCAUGUGAUCAAUAGGGCCUAUAGCCUAUCAUAAUCACAUCAAUAAAUUGCUUAUAACAAACUCCAAACCCAUAAUGUCAACUAGGAAAAUGGAUGCGGAGGACAUGGAAAAAGAAACUCAAAAUGGGCGAAUAUUUACUGGUUGCUCAAGAGGGAAAGGGGAAGUCAGAUCUGUCGAAGACAUUUGACUUAGUUGUGGAAACUACUGGAGAUUAAGAAAUAUUUGGGUAUAGGCGCAAGCGUUGUGAGUAUCGUGUGCCAAGCAGUUGCUGUUAGAUUACAAUAUCAUUUUUUAUAACCAUUUGGAACAGUCUAAACAACACUAAAUAAAUAAGUGUACCAGAGAGUCUGUACUAAUGAAAAAAACAAAUAUAUAUAAAGCCUUUAUUACAUCAGAUUAAAAACAGUUGCAUGCAUUCAUGAAUUGCGGUUUAUUUAUUGAUUCGGUAAAUUAUUCAAAGCUUCCGUUAUUUAAUUGUAAAACGAAAAUGCUUGAUUGCAUUUCAAAGCAUGUUUCUCUCGUAUGCUUUGUGAUGGCAUGAACGAACGAAGGAUUGAAUGAUUGAUUGAUACAGUAGCCUAUAUAAUGAAAUAUAGGCCUAAGUAAGUUAUGGUAUUAAGAUUAAACAGGACGUGCUCUUAGGCCUACACCUCGAUGGUGGUUAUACAAGGUUAAAAUACAAAGCCUACUAAUGAUGACGACAUUACUCAUUAUUAUAAUGAUUAAAAACAGCAAAAUCUGUGAAAUUGCUUUAGCCGCCAUUUUGCCGUUGCAUGAGGCUUGGUGCUCAUGGAAUUAGUAGGCUGUUAAAGAAACACUCAAACAGGCAACAGAAGCAAUAUCUGUCUUAUUUCUGUAGAUGUAUAUGGAUGAUUUAUAAAGCCAGGCACAUUUAACAGUUAGGCUAUUCAUUAUAGACCUAAUUCAAUUGUGGUUUCCUCACUCCUCAAUUUUCUUAGACAAUUAGGCUAAGGUAAGGGCUGUUUCCCCGUCUCUGCUGCUGCCUCCACCGCAUUGUUCUCAAUCCCAAUAUGCUGGUUAACUUUGCUAUUAUGCACAUAGCAACAUAGGGAAAGGCAGCAAUUCUAUGGCGCACUGAAGAUUGUUUCAGAACCGCGGACAGUGACCGUAUCCAAUGCCGGAGAAAACUAAUUUGUUCUAAAUUAAUAUUUGAUUCAUUAAUGUUGCACCAUUAUUUUGACCUAAUAUAACCAUAUACAAUUUCAGUAUCACGUCUUAGAGUGAUGGAUUGUGCCCUCCCCUUGGCCUCUGCAAUGGAUUAGUCCACUGAGACAGCCGUGAAUCAGACAGGUCUUGUGCACCAUGAAAAAAAAUUACAAUAAUUGUUACUGCUUGACUAAAGAGAUCUCGGUCGACCAACAGCUUAUCGGCCAAUGAAUUGACCAGUCGACUAAAUGGGGGUCAGCCCUAUAAUGAAUGAUUCUGAAUAAUGAUUUUGCACUAUAUUAUUGCUAUGAUUUCUUUAUCAAAACUCCAUUACCUCCAUUAUGUUUAGACUGAUGUGCAGUUUGAGUCAGAUAUGUUCCUUCCAUGCAUGUGUGAUAUGGGGAAAGGGCAUUGUCUGGUUAUACUUGAAUAUCAGUACUGUACUACUCUCAUCAAGUCCAGUCUCUACAGUUAUGUACAAUUUAGAAUGUUGUAAGCUCGACCUAUUUUGCUGUAAAUGCCAAACCUUAAUUGAUAUUGAUUGUUGCAGUAUGUUUACAGUAUAUAAUGCAUGUUUUAUUUAUCACCAAAAAGUGUUGGAGUGUUGGAUUAUGUAUUUUCAUCCUAUUUUGUCUGUUUGAUCAGGAAAUCACCAGCUAUUUUCACUCUUUAUGCCACAACACAAACACUUAAAACACAUAAUAUAGGCUAUAAUGUUACUAUUUAAAUUACUAUACAGAAUGUCCAUUAAGUGGCAUCAUUGCGCUGAGUAAAUCCUUUGUUUCAGGGUUUCAUGUAUGUACCUUCAGUAUCAGGUCCACCCUACCCUUGGUUACUCUUGGGUACCCAAAGGUUAUCUAUGCACUUUCAAGCAUGACAAAUAAACUCUAUGAAGCCAUUAUUUGCAAUUCUUGCUUUGUAUGUAUUUGAGUGUUAGACUGAAACAAGUGCUGAUGUCAAUCCAGCAAUAUUUUUCUGUCAUGAAACAACUAUAUAAUAUAGAUACAGUACCAGUCAU
Messenger RNA from Oncorhynchus tshawytscha (Chinook salmon), 5158 nucleotides. Its product is annotated as solute carrier family 2, facilitated glucose transporter member 11-like. The record is from RefSeq and is a predicted model, not a curated record. Gene Ontology annotation, cellular component: membrane. Bases 393 to 1991 code for a protein of 532 amino acids. Gene Ontology annotation, molecular function: hexose transmembrane transporter activity. Gene Ontology annotation, biological process: monosaccharide transmembrane transport. The transcript has a single exon. Lineage: Eukaryota; Metazoa; Chordata; Actinopteri; Salmoniformes; Salmonidae.